Plectropomus leopardus (leopard coralgrouper) is the source of this 3320-nucleotide messenger RNA. The record is from RefSeq and is a predicted model, not a curated record. NCBI's taxonomy places the organism in Eukaryota, Metazoa, Chordata, Actinopteri, Perciformes, Serranidae.
GUAAUUUUCCAGAUACGUCCUCUGUCCUGGCCUCAGUGGGUGGUGGUGCUGAAGAUGUCACUUCCUGUCAUCUUGAUGGACGAGGCUCUUAAAUUCCUGGCCCGCAACUACAUCGAGCCAGGGAGCCAGAUCCAGUCACUGGAAGAGGAGGAGGAGCUGCGGAGGACAGGGGCUAGCACAGGAUUAGCGGGCGCCAUUAUGACGAGGCUGCGCCAGUCACUGAAGGGCGUGUCCUGGUCGUUCGUCCUGAUCUCUGCGCCACUUGUGAUCUGGAUCUUCAGCCUGGACUCUGACAUCACCAACAUCUUCUGGGAGUGAUGGCAGACAGAGAGGACAGGUGGACUGUGGGGGAAAGACGAAAAUGUGAAGGAGGACUGUUGGAAAGAAACACAGAGGACUGGGAAGAGGCGAGGUGAGAGAGACACAAGCAGAGAUGAUAAAUACUUUGCUGUGAUACAGGAAUGUAAGAGAAUCAGAGUGAAAUAUUUAACCAACAGACAAUCAGAAACAAAAAGAAAGAAAGACCAUUUCUUCCUCAACACUAAAAGGUGCUAUGUGUAGCAUUUCAUUUGCAUCCUUGAGCUUACUGAGGUUGUACUAGUGUGAUUUGGAUUGAGGGAGGUCAGUGUGGGUCGGUUUGUCAUUUCUGCCCAGAGUAAAACACGAUCUCCAAAGCUGCACUUCGAUGUUACAUAGCAUGCUCACCUUUGCUAACCUGCAUUCUAAUCUCCUUAGCAUCAGCAUGCUAGCAUGCUAUGAUCUGUUUUGUGUUGUUAGCGCUCAGAAGAGGGACACAAUGUGUCGGCUCGAUGUACGUCAUGAGCCCGGGACAGAACAGCAUCAUCAAAUAAUGAUUAUUUCUACUAGCACGUGAGGAAAAAAGUAAUGCCUGCACAUUUAGUCCAUGUCAUACAACUUUAACGAAGAUAACUUCUCAGGUCUUCAUCAGGUUAAAAUGUGAAAACAUGAACACAUUUUGACCCGAUGAAAAUCCAAGCACAAUCAAAACGUCCUCCUCAAACUUGUGUGGCAUGGAAUAAGGGUGCAGGUGUUACUUUUUUCCUUUUUCUCCCUCAUAUACGUUGUUUUUUGAUAACCUUACACCUAUGUCACGUCAGUAUAAUAACUCUCUCAACUUACUAUUACUAGGACAUACAAAAAAACUCCAGAUUAUUUAUUUAACAUCAGAGCAUCAUCACCUCUCAGUCUGUCUCACUUUGGGUUGCAGCAGCUGUUCAUUAGCUCCUUAUUCAAUGUGUGUCUAAAGUAACUGAUAAGGAGGUCAAACUAGAAAUUUACUAAAUAAGACUGCACCAAUAAAACCUAACAAAUGUCUUAUGUAGUAAAGACUUCAGACCCUGUCUACAUGUAUACAGACAUUUUUAAAAGCUGAUUUUUUCCACCUUUGUUUUUAAAAAGAUUCUGAAAACUAAAAAAUGACUCCAAAUACUUGCAGUCUUUCACCUCUUCCUAACUGGACCAUAUGCAUACCCAAUCUAACCCUGCCGGAAAGUUGAGCUUUUUUUGGCUACAUGCUCCACUGAGCAACAUUCAUUGAUGCUGUAUCCACUUCUCUUUGUACAUCCAUGGGUGUAACUCAUUUUAUUUUAGUGAAGCUUAGUGAAAACUUCUGUUCUAACACGGCUAACACUGAGCUUUAGAAGAGCUGGUUCAAGCCGCUCCUGUGGUGAAAUUAAACACCUCUUCAAAAUAAAAAGGCAACAAUCUGAAAGUCAGAGAAAUAAUUUGUGUAGCAGAAGUUUCUUAUUAAUAAUCUCUCUGUGGUCCCGACCACCAGGUUGGAAACCGCUGCUGAGGUUGUUUAAUGAGUUACGAAUAACUCAAACAGCAUGGUUUAUUGGUCAUGAAAUGCUACACAUAGCACCUUUUAAUGAUGAAAUUGUCUGGUUGAAAAGUGAGUGGUCUGGAAUCAAACACAUGCAUACACACACACACACACACACACACACCAGCUUUACGUCCACACUGUAAUUCACCAGUAAUAAUCUGUGGCCAGUGACAGGCGGUGAGGCCAGAUGACUAGAUGUACAAUAGAAUUCCCCAACUGGCCACUGCAACAGUCUUCAUGCUGCGAUGCAAAAAUAUCCAGUCACAUUAUUGCUCUUUGUAGAUACUGUACAUGAGACGAAAAACAAGCAUUUAACCAGCGAAAGAAGACUGUUAGCAGACCAAUACAGGAUGCAUGUCAACGCACGUCACACAUUUGUAACACGUUUCAAAGCGGAAGACAUAAUGCAGGACAUAAUGGGUGUCUGCAGGUUAUUAAAGGGUUCACAUGUUGGAGUUUGGUCCAUAAUAGCAUUUAAAGGCCAGUCGUUCUGAUAGAUCUAUAGUUGAGUAUCUUCUUUUGUCUUUUCUGUUGAUUGUUACUGACACCCUCAGAAAGUCUUAAAUGUAACUUGACUCGACGUCCUGAAGCUUCACAGAUGGACUGAAGCGGACUUUAAGCCUUCACACAGGAGAAAUGUUGACGAUAUUAUUUAUAUUCAUUUUUAAACACAGUAGAGUUUCUGUGCUUCCAGGUCCAGCCAGCAUUUGAUUGAUGAAGAUUGCUAAAUGUAUGUGAGCUAAAUGGAUUAAUAAUAUGGUAGGGCUUUGAAUAAUCUCUGUUUAUGACACCAGUCCUGCUCAGUACACUGCAACACUUUUAUUUUAGUUCUUUCUCCUGUUUGCUAGAAUCUGCCUCUGUGUUAGUGUACCUCAGAUGCAAGAUUUCAAUUCGUCGACUGAAGCUUUUAGCAGAGCUGUAAAUUUCUAUCGAGUCGCACAGUAGGCCUGAAAUCGAGUCAGUGUUUUCACUUUAAUUUGUUUUAUUUGUACGAAUCAGUGACCUGUUUGCCAUUUUCUCCAGCGAUGCCAUUGUGAUGUCUGACUUUGUUUGCCAUUGAAGGGAUUUUUAAACAAAGCGUAUUUAAUUCAAGUAGUUACAAUAACUUUUGUUGUGUGUCACAUUCAGCCACGAUGAGGGAACAUUAGGGCCGCUGUGAGGCAGAGGUGUGGACGUGUGGAGUCACAGAUUUGGUGACUUUAGACUCGACAAAAUGGAGACUUGCAACUCGAUUUGGAUUUAAAUAAUUAAGUUAGGUCACACUUGUACGGAUCCCCUGAUGUCCUAAAAGGUGAAUUUUUAUCAUAUCACGACAUCAGAGGCUCCACACAAUUGUUUUAAAACACUAGAUAUAACAAUUAAAUGCAAAUUUAUAAGAUGAAAAACAGCAUUAAUUAAAAUGAAGAGCACAGAGUUCGGGACUGAAAAAUUGAAGUUUAAGACUUAAAACAUAAUUGUAACAGACAGACAG